GGCACCUGUUAUAGCUUAUCAUCACACUGAUCCGCUGUCCAGUAUCUCAUUCACUUCGCAAUGCUGCUCUCUCUUGUUAUUUUCGCUCUCUGUGUCGCUGUCGGUGCAGCUGACGUCACUUGCCCUCAUCUGCCAUGUCCUUUUGUGGGGUUCUGCAAGCAAACCGUCCCCACCUACUACGACCACGACGGCGUGAGAUGUCGCGGCUGUGACCAGUGCGCCAUGGACCCACAAGACGUCCCAUCGGGCACGCCGCUGCCCUUUGUCCACGCUAUUCAGUUGCAUAUGUGCCCUAUGUAUAUGUGCAUGAACCCCGGACAGUGUAGCGUCCCCUACACCUACAGCCACUUCAUGGUGAACGGCCUCAACUGCACCGGUUGCCCGUCGUGUCCCACCGGAGGUCAUCCUGAUGGCUCGAUAAUCCUGAAGAAGAAGCAACUGCUACAGGGAGGCGUGUUCCAACUCGACCAGUGUCCAAUGGUGCUGUGCAAGCAACCUGCACCGUGUGACGUGGCGUACAAGAUUUCCACGAUGCACGUCUCCGGCAAGGACUGUCCCGGAUGUCCCUACUGUCCUACCGACAAAGCUGCUUGACCGGUCACAUGCAACACACACAAGGCGAAUGAUUAUGUUAAUCAUAAUAUUGGAUAUUAAAGAUAUGUUAUGUUA
This is a messenger RNA of Haliotis rubra (blacklip abalone), 669 nucleotides long. RefSeq lists its product as uncharacterized. The transcript has 5 exons. NCBI's taxonomy places the organism in Eukaryota, Metazoa, Mollusca, Gastropoda, Lepetellida, Haliotidae. The record is from RefSeq and is a predicted model, not a curated record. The coding region runs from base 61 to 594 and encodes 177 amino acids.